Molecule: messenger RNA, 2263 nt
Organism: Pseudogymnoascus verrucosus
Lineage: Eukaryota; Fungi; Ascomycota; Leotiomycetes; Thelebolales; Thelebolaceae
Gene: ALG8
Product: glycosyl transferase
Exons: 4
Coding region: 534-2219 (561 amino acids)
Biological process (GO): protein N-linked glycosylation
Cellular component (GO): endoplasmic reticulum membrane
Molecular function (GO): dolichyl pyrophosphate Glc1Man9GlcNAc2 alpha-1,3-glucosyltransferase activity
Source: RefSeq, a predicted model, not a curated record
CUUACUUCCCGUCGUGUCCGAAGCUCAAUUCAUUCUGGACGUAGAGAGAUUGGGCGUAUGAUCCAGCUAUGAGGGCCAGCGCUGUGAUGGCCUUGGAGAAGUGCAUGAUUGCUUGUGGUGAACGCUGCAAAGGCCAGCUUGGCCAAAUUUUUCGUCUGAAGCUCCAAGAUGAUGCGAAUGUAUCCUUUAUUGAUCCUGAGUGUGCGAGGGGUUAUUAUAUGUGAGGAAUUAAUUAUUUUGGUGGACCGGAUCGCCAGGGCCGGUUGUUGAUGACAGCUUGCAGAAGCUCACAAGAGCACCGAAUGAGGACCAGUGCUAUGAUCGUGUUCCGCAACCCCUUGCCCAAACCCGUUAUGGAGGGACCAAGCUCGAAGACAAAUUUAUGGUGGAUAACGUGUUUAACAGCGAUUUCGGCGGGGAAGAGCGAUGCGUCCAUGGUUGUUAUAUAGAAUAUAGAAGUCUAUAUAGAAGGCAUAGACGUGUUCUUUAUUUUCCAGGUUAUCAUUUUUGUCGCGUGUUGAUUCGAUGGCUGUAUGGGAUUGAGAGGGCCGUCAAUCCCUACAACCGGAGUGGAGCUAGACCACUAUAGAGGUAGCAUCAACGGCAAUUUACCCCAGCUAUUCCGACGGCACGCCUCGAUUUUAAUAUCGUCAGAUCCUCAUCCACAGCCCAUUGCACUCCACAACGGCGACGGCAGCUCUGGAUAUGCUUCCAUGUCGGAAAUAUACCCCUCGUUAGCACAGUGCGCCGUGCUGGCCACGGCCUUCAAGGUCCUCCUCUUCCCAGCAUACAAAUCGACCGACUUCGAGGUCCAUCGCAACUGGCUCGCAAUCACCAACAGCCUCCCCGUCCAGGAAUGGUACUACGAGAACACUUCAGAAUGGACUCUCGACUACCCGCCCUUCUUUGCCUACUUCGAAUGGCUCCUCUCCCAGGUCGGCCGGCUCGUCGACCCAGAGAUGGUCCAGGUCUACAACCUCAACUAUGAGAGCUGGCAGACCGUCUACUUCCAGCGCGCAACCGUCAUUAUCACAGAGCUGGUCCUGGUUUAUGCCCUGCACCUCUAUGUCGAGACCUCCCCCGCCUCCACGAAACGCGCCGCCCGCGUCGCAGCUCUCUCGAUCCUCUUCUCCCCCGGCCUCCUCAUAAUCGAUCAUAUCCACUUCCAAUACAAUGGCUUCCUCUACGGGCUCCUCAUUCUCUCUCUCGUCCUCGCGCGCAAGAAGUCGACGCUCCUCCUCAGUGGCAUCCUCUUCGCCGUCCUCCUGAUGUUCAAGCACAUUUACCUCUAUCUCGCCCCCGCAUACUUCGUCUACCUCCUCCGCGCGUACUGCCUGGGACCCAAGUCAAUCUUCCAUAUCCGCUUCGGUAACACCAUCAAGCUCGGCGUUAGCAUCCUGGCCGUCUUCGCUGCCGCCCUGGGACCAUUCGCGUACUGGGGCCAGAUGCCGCAGCUGUUGAGCCGUCUGUUCCCAUUCUCGAGGGGCUUGUGCCAUGCGUACUGGGCUCCGAAUGUGUGGGCUAUGUACUCCUUCACAGACCGCGUCUUGAUCUACGUCGCCCCGCACAUCGGCCUCCCCGUCGAUGCCUCCGCCCUCCAAAGCGUAACCCGCGGUCUCGUAGGCGACACCGCCUUCGCGGUCCUCCCCCCCAUCACGCCCUCAACCACCUUCGCCCUCACCAUCGUCUUCCAAAUCAUCCCCCUCAUCCGCCUCUUCACCGACCCCACCUGGCCCACCUUCAUCGGCGCCACCACCCUCUGCGCCUACGCCUCCUUCCUCUUCGGCUGGCACGUCCACGAGAAAGCUAUCUUGCUGAUCCUCAUCCCGGCCUCCCUCAUCGCCCUCCGCGAUCGCCGCUACUUGGGUGCCUUCCGCCCCCUCGCCGUCGCUGGCCACGUCUCCCUCUUUCCCCUCCUCUACACUCCGGCCGAGUUUCCCAUCAAGGUCCUCUACACCCUUGCUUGGCUGCUGGUAUUCCUCCUCGCCUUUGAUCACCUAGCCCCUGCGUCGGACCGCUCGCGCGUGUUCCUCCUCGAUCGCUUCUCUCUCCUGUAUAUCGCAGUCAGUAUUCCGCUCGUCGCGUACUGUUCCCUCGUCCAUGGGUUAGUCUGGGGAGCCAAGUACGAAUUCCUGCCCCUCAUGUUCACGAGCUCGUAUGCGGCCGUUGGGGUCGUGGGCAGUUGGGUCGGCUUUUUGGUCGUGUAUUUUACUAGCUAGACCUAGCAUAGCAUAUAAUAGAUAUCGAUACCCUUCAAAACUCC